AUGGCCACCAACAUUCCGUCCGUGCAUGAGACAUAUGCAUACGAAGCGCAAAAGCGCCUUCGAACUGAUGGGCUGCUCCAGUUUCAGGACGUUCAGCAAAGCGCUUCAGCGCGCAUCCGCCACCUCGCGCAUGAUGCUUGGGCCGAUGAGGAAUGUCUUUCCGCGACGGAGCCAGCUUCUACUUUAUUUUCCACAGACCAAAUCCGCCUUGUCGAAGCAGCAGGGGCCGUGGGAGGAUGGAAUAGAUUCCCGGGACUGCACUGCGAUGUCGAAAGCUACGUCUACAUGCCCCUGCUGGAAGAGAUGGACUACAUGCCUUCACAGAAAUAUGCCUCUGGAGUUGAAAUCCGUCAAUACUUGCAAAAAGUUGUGGAAAAGUAUCAGCUCCAUCAUAGGAUAAUACUUGGGACAAAAGUGGACAGUCUGCGAUGGGAGGAGCAAGACUGCGUCUGGAAGGCAGAACUAUCCUCUUCCCAUGAUCCGGUUCUGACACGAUAUGAGCCACCAGUCAAUGCUUGGGCCGCAGAGGCCGAAUUUGUCAUUUUGGCUGCAGGCUACUUGGCCAGGCCACAGGUGCCGACUCUGGACGGAGCCGGCGUCGACAGCUUCCAAGGCGACAUGUUUCAUACAGCAAGAUGGGAUUAUGGCGUCACCGGCGGCUCGUCUGAGGAUGUCUUUCCACAGCUGGAGAAGUUGCGAGACAAGAAAGUUGUCAUCAUCGGCACCGGCGCGACAGCGAUCCAAGUGAUACGGUGCCUGGUGAAGCACGCAAAGGAGGUAUUUGUCUUCCAACGCACCCCGAGCGCCGUAUACAGCCGCGGCCAGCAAGGCACAGAUACGAAGGAGUGGAGAGACAAAAUUGCCAGCGCUGAGGGCUGGCAUCGCGAUCGCAUGGAGAAUAUGACGGCGAGAAUGUCUAGGAGUGCAUCGUCGGGAUUGGCGGACCUGGUAAAUGACGAAUGGACCAAACUGGAAGCCUACGCUGCCAUGCUAGGUGACCCUGAAUGGGCAACGAUAACACCGGACCAGACGCCAGACCUCGUGGGCCAUUAUCUGGAGUUGGAUGCCAAGCACAGUGCGCGGCUGCGCACGCGUGUCGCUGAGGUAGUCAAGGAUGAAGCGACAUCUCAAGCUCUCACGCCUUGGUAUCCCGUCUGGUGCAAGAGACCGACAUUUAGUGACACGUACCUCCAGGCAUUUAAUGAAGCCCACGUCCAUCCUAUCGAUACAGCGGGCCAGGGAGUCGACAAGAUCACUGCCGGCAGCGUCGUGGUACAAGACACCGAAUACCGUGUUGAUGUCCUCAUCUUGGCUACCGGAUAUGUAUCGCCGACAGCAAGCCGCGGAGACCCCGGAGUCCGCACCGGGGUUCAGGUCGUCGGACGUCAGGGACAGACCAUAGGAGAGAAAUGGGAAACUGGUCAUGGAAUGGCGACGCUGCACGGCAUUGCCACAAGCGGCUUCCCAAACCUCUUCAGGCUCGGCGCCUCGCAGGGGCCGACAUCGGUCAACUUGACGCAUGUGCUCGAUACGCAGAGCCAAAAUAUUGCGUACAUCCUCGCGAGGGCCCACGAGCGAGCCCGGCUACCGACAAAGCAGCGCAUCGGGAUCGUGGUUGAAGUCGAGCCCGAGGCGGAAGAGGCCUGGAGUCUACGCAUUCUGGAUGGUGCAGCGCGUUGGGCGAUCUUGUCCACAUGCACGCCGAGCUACUUGAAUAAUGAAGGCUUGGGGCUGCUCAUGGCGCACGGGCUCGCUGAAUCCCCUAGUCAGGAAGAUAUGGUGAGGACGGCGAGAACGGCACCGUGGAGCGCUGGUAUGCCGGCCUUUUUGCAAGAGUUGGCGCACUGGCGCAGGGAGGAUUCUCUUUGUGGAUAUCGUGUAGAUGUAGUCUCAUGCGAACAAUGA
Molecule: messenger RNA, 1905 nt
Organism: Akanthomyces muscarius
Lineage: Eukaryota; Fungi; Ascomycota; Sordariomycetes; Hypocreales; Cordycipitaceae
Exons: 2
Coding region: 1-1905 (634 amino acids)
Molecular function (GO): flavin adenine dinucleotide binding; NADP binding; N,N-dimethylaniline monooxygenase activity
Source: RefSeq, a predicted model, not a curated record